AUGCAGCUGAUGACGUUCAACUCGCUGCUCAUGUUCGACGUCGUCUUCAUGUUCUUCCUCUUCCUCGUCGGCGUCACUUGCCUCGUCUACUACCUGCCCCCCCCCACCGUCACGGACAAAAACGUUGCUGGCGGCAGCACCACGAAAAGUCCGGAGUUCAUCCGCAACGCCAGCUUACCGCCAAAGUCGAUUGAUCUCACCGUGCCGAAGACACCGCACCGUCGGACCGUUACGGUGCUCCUGCUGAACGGCACCAAAGUGAAUGUGAAGUGCAACCCGGGCACGACCAGCGCCGGGCAAAUUUUCGAGGCGAUAGUGCGCCUAGAGCAGCUACAGGAGAACUACUUCGUCGGCCUCUUUGCCCUGCUCGGCGGGGAUUUUGUGCACCUCCCGGACGAGUUCAAGAUCUACAAAGUGGCGCCAAAGAUUUGGUUUAACACGUCCAAAAGGGCGAUUCCGGAGCCGGACAACGUAGUGUUUAUGCUGUACAUACGCGUCCGAUACUACCUGCCGACGCUGCGCGGUAUAAACUCGGAAACGUCGCAGCACCUGCUGUACCUGCAGCUCCGGAAGAGCGUCCUCGAACGGCAGGUCAUGUGCACCAACGACGAUCUGAUCACGCUGAACGGCUGGGCGCUGCAGGCCGAAGUGGGCAGCUUCAGCGAAAGCAUGAAGUGCUCCGAGUACUACACCAUCUCGCACUACCUCCCGGAGGAGGUGUACCGCCGAAAGAAGGAUCUGGCCCACUACCUGCGCAACUCGCACUACCGGCAGCGGACGAUGGCUCGCCCGGAGGCGGAAAACAAUUUCAUCCGCUACGUGCAGGAGCUGAAGGAGUAUGGGCAGCUCCUGCACAGUGCCACCUGGGGCAGGACCGCCGAACUGACGCUGACCGUGUACGUUGGCAUAUCGCUCGGCGGUAUCUCGAUCUUUGAGCGCACCAUCGAGCAGCACGAUUGCCGCACCGCCAAGGAGUGUUUCCUGCGCCGUCGGUACUGCUACUUCGAGUGGUUCGAGAUCAAGAGCAUCUGCUACUCGAAGAACCAGUUCAACUUGUCGGUCCGGCGGGGCGAUUCGCUGUCGGCGAAGGGUGACAAGAAUGUCGUCAAGUACAAGCUCACGAUGGACGAGCGGAAGAGCUACUUUGCGUUCCAUCUCGCCAUGGACCACCACAAGCUGUACAUGAGGCUGCGCAACUCGUUCAGCUCCAUUCGGGCGCUCACGAGCACGCUGAACGUGAAUAUCACCGACACACCGCCGCCGGCAGUCGAGGAACGGCCCACAGUGGCGGCGGGCCAAGAGGCCACCCGAUGCAGCAACAAAGCCGCCCAGGCGCCCAGGAGCGGGAGGCGAGUGCGCGACCUUAAGUCGAUGCUGAACGACACCAAUCUGGCCCGGUUGCGCGAGCGUUUUCUCUUGAAACGCUCCAAAUCAACGGCCGACGGUAGUGGUGGUGGCCCGCCAGUAGUCGCCAUCGUGCCCCCGAACACGUCCGCCCUGGAUACGACGAUCGAUAUCGCUAACCAGCAGAACCAGAACAGGGAGAACGAAAAUCCGUCCCUGGGCCGGCGCCGCCGCGAAAGAGACGAGUCGAUGGAGAAGGCCCCGUCCCGGUUUCUGGCCGCCACAUCUCGUCCGCUUGAGCCGGAAGCCGACAGUGUUAGUGCUCAGCCAUCGGCCGACACCGUAGAGCCGCAGCCAGAGUAUUCCCUCGCGCUGCAGAACAUUAUCCGGAACCGGGUGAAGAUGGGCACCCGGGCCUUCUCGAUGCAGUACCUAAACAAGUCGUUCGACAACCUGUCCCUCGACACGUCCGCCACUGUGGCAGGGGAGGGGAACGCAGCGGCAAUCUCUAAACUGGAGGUGCUGGGGGAAACCAACUCCCAGCAGGAGCGAUUGAACGUGGUGGGCCAACAACACGGCAGCAAUGACGACAACGAUGAGUACGACGAAGGACCACCGUCCCCGCUGGCCGAGUGUACCGUAGACGACGAUGCCGUGUCGGCCACGAGCAGCAUGGGCUCGGAGUACUUCCUGGAAAAGAGCGACGAACGUUCGACGGAAGGGCGCUCGCCGAGGGCCCGCGUCAUUCUGUCCAGCAUUCCGACCGACAGCAGCCGGUUCGAGCUGCCAGCGGCAGACGAGACCAUCUCCGAGACGCUGCUUGAAAAUUUUAACAACAUUAGCGGGUGCAGCAACACGGCGAUGAGUGACCGCAUCUUGAAAAAGGUAGUGGUGGUCAAGGAUCCGGUGAACGGUUCGGAGCAGCAGCCGUACGGUGAGGCCAGUGAGAGCAGUUCCGUCCGGUUCCCGUCGUACGGACGGAUCCCGGGCGGCGUUCCCAGCAGGCUCCAGGAAGAACGAAGGGACAUCCGUUACACCCUCGGCAUUAGCGUCAUACAGGGUGACAACAACAACGUGUACGUGAGAGACGUAGUCCCGAACGGGGCCGGCGCACGCAGCGGUAUCCGUUUAGGUGACCAGAUCAUCGCCGUGAACGACAAGUCGCUGUUGAACCUACCGUAUCUAGAAUCGCUCGACAUUCUGCAGCGCACGGGGCGCACGGUCGAGCUCGUGUUGUCUAAAAUUUACACCAAGCCGCCGGCAAUGGUCACGUCGUCCACCCUCAACACUCCGCACCAGCCGAAGGUGACGCUGGCUGCGGCUACCGCUGCCACAGCGAUCGCGGCCUCCGCUCGCUCGUUUCUCGACGAACUUGAACGCAUCUCAAGCACCUCCCGGAAGCGACCGCAGCAGCUACUGCAGCAAGUCCCGUGGGCCACCAAAAUGUCUUCACUGCGGUGGUCCUCAUCGAAAAGUGUGCCCAACUUGCCAAAGAUGCUGAAUGCCCACGAGAGUGAACAACCACUGACAUCCUAUGGCCGCCAGAUACCGGCGACGCUGCCAAUUGGGGCCAGUGCGACCGUGAAGAGCCUCGACGAUCGAGGAGGAAGAGCCCGAGGACGCGGAGGAUCGACAGGAACGACGUCGCGGAAAUACACCGGGCCCUCGCGCUACCCAGUGACGCCUGCCAGGAACACACUCAGGACCACUAUCAGCACGACGGACGAAGCAAUCCGGCCACAGCUUUCCCUCUCGAACGCAUCCGAAGACGAGCAGGUGUUCAUCUGA
Messenger RNA from Anopheles bellator, 3132 nucleotides. RefSeq lists its product as uncharacterized. Gene Ontology annotation, cellular component: cytoskeleton; cytoplasmic side of apical plasma membrane. The record is from RefSeq and is a predicted model, not a curated record. Gene Ontology annotation, molecular function: protein binding. Lineage: Eukaryota; Metazoa; Arthropoda; Insecta; Diptera; Culicidae. Gene Ontology annotation, biological process: positive regulation of hippo signaling.